Exaiptasia diaphana is the source of this 482-nucleotide messenger RNA. Its product is annotated as acid-sensing ion channel 5-like. Gene Ontology annotation, molecular function: ligand-gated sodium channel activity. NCBI's taxonomy places the organism in Eukaryota, Metazoa, Cnidaria, Anthozoa, Actiniaria, Aiptasiidae. Gene Ontology annotation, biological process: sodium ion transmembrane transport. The coding region runs from base 75 to 482 and encodes 135 amino acids. Gene Ontology annotation, cellular component: membrane. The record is from RefSeq and is a predicted model, not a curated record. The transcript is spliced from 3 exons.
ACCGCAUCAAACAUCUUAAAUCGUUAUCACCAAAACCUCGAUAUUAGCAAAAGAUUUGUGUGCAGCAAGCGUUCAUGUUUCAAAGAUCUUUCUCCAAGAUUGAAGACGACAGAAAUAUGGAAAACCAUGGAAAUAAACGAAAGAAGAACCAUUGGUCACCACUCUUCGAUCUACUGCGGGAUUUCUGUGGCUACACAAGUUGGGGUGGAUUGGGCAGAGUGGUUGGAACUAAGUUUGUGGUGUUCAAAGUAUUAUGGGUAUUGAUAUUUUUAGCUGCGCUUGGAAUAUCGGUUUACCAGCUUAUACCGCUGUUCUACAAGUACCGUAGUCGACCGAUCAACACCAGAAUAUCAUUACGUCAUAACGCGACGCUCGAAUUUCCAAGUGUCGUGUUUUGUAACUUCAACAUGAUUCGUAAAUCGCAUAUUCAUAAGCUUCCUGAGAGUAUCAAAGAAGUGUUGAGUGAAUACAUAGGAGGUUAG